Messenger RNA from Loa loa (African eye worm), 339 nucleotides. RefSeq lists its product as hypothetical. The coding region runs from base 1 to 339 and encodes 112 amino acids. The record is from RefSeq and is a predicted model, not a curated record. Lineage: Eukaryota; Metazoa; Nematoda; Chromadorea; Rhabditida; Onchocercidae. The transcript is spliced from 3 exons.
AUGGAUAUAGCCAUAAAACAUCGAGAAAUGUUUAUAGCAAAGAUUUAUAUCGUUUACAGAAGUAUACCGAUGACAGAAGAGAUAAUCGAGAAUACGAGCCACAAUUACUUCUUACUUUCCUAUCUAGUGCAAGGUCGAUUGCAAUUGUCAAGGUCGAUUGCAAUUGUCUGGCUAAAAAUCCAAAUUAAACAUUUCAUAGCACAACGAAUGGACACUGGUGAUUCAUCGAAAAAAAAGGGUAAAAACGGCGAACUCCUAGCGAAAAAUGAAAACACUGCAGAAAACAAGCAACAAAUCAGGGAGUAUUUCGAAAAGAGAAAAAUAUUUACGCCAUCUUGA